AUGAGUACGGCAGUCCAAGGUUUCAAUGCAAACAUGCAUGCCUCCAUUGCCGCAUCUGGUUCUGGUGGGAGACGCCCCGAUCGCGGCAACGGUGGUCUGCGUCCACCUGAUCGGGGGCUGGGCAAGGUGACGAAGAAGACGAAGAAGCUGCCCUCUGGUUACUUAUUACCACCCUCUGGGCGCGCCGCAGCAGCGCCCUCGUAUAAGCUUGAGGCAAUGUCGCACGGCACGUCGGCUGGCAGAGCGGCAGCAGCAGGAGGCGCAGGAGCAGCUGGGACGCUAGGAGCACGCCCCUCAGGAGCAGCUCCCCCAGCAGCAGUCUCCCCAAGAUCAGCGCCCCCAGCGCUCAGCAGAGUCGCGAAUGCGGCCAGCUCCACGGGUAGCUCCCGAGGAAGCGUCAUGCUCUGA
Molecule: messenger RNA, 408 nt
Organism: Aspergillus lentulus
Lineage: Eukaryota; Fungi; Ascomycota; Eurotiomycetes; Eurotiales; Aspergillaceae
Source: RefSeq, a predicted model, not a curated record